AUGCCGCUGCCUACCCUGCUCUGCCUCUGCGCGGCCGCCGCCGCUGCCUCCUUCACGAGCCGCGGCGACUACCGCUUGGCCGGUCUCGUCCAGAUGCACGCCCCGGCGCCGCCGGUGGACGGCUGCGACGAUGCUGCCACCUUCAAGAGCCACAGCUACAGCCUGUCCCAGGCCAUGCGCUUUGCCGUGGAGGAGAUAAACCACUCCAGCGCCCUCCUCCCCAAGGUCACCUUGGGCUACGACAUCCACGACACCUGCUUGGAGCCCGCCAGCCUCCACGCCAUGCCACGCCAUGCUGCCCUCGCCCGGAAGGGCAGGCAGGAGGUCGAGGUGCUCCCCACCUUCCACCACUACAAGCCUGAGGUGGUGGCAGCCAUCGGGCCUGACAGCACCCAGCUGGCCCUCACCACAGCAGCCAUCCUUGGCAUCUUCCUCAUACCGGAGAUAAGCGCAAUUAGCUACGAAGCCUCCUUGGAGAUGCUGAGCCUGAAGCAGUUCUACCCCUCGUUCCUGCGCACCGUUCCCAGUGACAGGCACCAAGUGAAGGCUAUCUUCCUGCUCCUGCAGCAGUUUGGGUGGACUUGGGUGGCUCUGCUGGGCAGUGACAAUGCCUAUGGCAGGGACAGCUUAGAUGCCCUCUACAAGCUGCUGACUGCAAGCGAUGUGUGCGUUCCCUACCGAGGCAUCAUCCCCAUCAACAAGGACGCCAGCAGCCCGGAGCUCCACAACCUGGUCAGAAUCCUCACAGACGUCAGGGUCAAUGUCACCAUCAUCUUCUCCAACAGACGAAGUGCCUGCCCUUUCUUUGAAGUGGUGGUCCAGAGGAACGUCACGGGCAUGGUGUGGGUGGGCUCCGAAGACCGGUUGUUAGCCCAAACAAUCUGGCAGGUGCCUGGCAUCCAGAGUAUCGGCUCAGUGAUUGGGAUGUCGGUUGAGAAGACAAUGGCAGAGGAAAGCACUGUGGCUGAAUGUGCCGGCAGCACAGGGGCAGGCGGGGGAAUCAGAGGGAGCACCCAGCUGGACUGCACCCAGCGCUGCCCCGGCUGCCACUCGCUCGCUGCUGCCCCCGACACAUAUGAUGCUCAAGCCUCCUUCAACGUGUACUCAGCUGUGUAUGCCGCAGCCCAUGGCCUCCACGACCUGCUGGGUUGCGCCUUGGGGGUGUGCAGCAAAGGCACAGCCUAUCCCUGGCAGCUCCUACAAAAAAUCAAGCAGGUGAACUUCACCCUGUACGAGAGCUGAAUCUCUUUUGAUGCCAAUGGGAACAUUCGUAAAGGCUAUGCCAUCGUCAUAUGGAACUGGAACGGCCCGAGCUGGGCUUUCGAUGUGAUAGGAACUUUCAGUGUGAACCCCGACAGGCUGAGCGUUGACCAGGGCAAAAAUCCUGUG
Molecule: messenger RNA, 1389 nt
Organism: Aptenodytes forsteri (emperor penguin)
Lineage: Eukaryota; Metazoa; Chordata; Aves; Sphenisciformes; Spheniscidae
Product: taste receptor type 1 member 1
Biological process (GO): G protein-coupled receptor signaling pathway; sensory perception of umami taste
Cellular component (GO): membrane
Molecular function (GO): G protein-coupled receptor activity
Source: RefSeq, a predicted model, not a curated record